GCCGGCUUCCCCCCGAGCUUUCCUCAGCGUCCCUCAGGACCCGGACAGGACCGGACCGGGCCGCCGCCGCCAUGGACAACUCCGGGAAGGAGGCGGAGGCGCUGGCCCUGUUGGCCGAGGCGGAUCGCAAAGUGAAGAACUCGCAGUCCUUCUUCUCCGGCCUCUUCGGGGGUUCGUCCAAGAUGGAGGAAGCGUGCGAGACCUACGCCAGAGCGGCCAACAUGUUCAAGAUGGCCAAGAACUGGAGCGCGGCCGGCAACGCCUUCUGCCAGGCCGCCCAGCUGCACCUCCAGCUGCAGAGCAAGCACGACGCGGCCACCAGCUUCGUGGACGCCGGAAACGCCUUCAAGAAAGCCGACCCCCAAGAAGCCAUCAACUGUCUGAUGAGAGCCAUCGAAAUCUACACAGACAUGGGCCGCUUCACCAUUGCUGCUAAGCACCACAUAUCCAUAGCGGAGAUCUACGAGGCCGAGCUGGUGGACAUCGACAAGGCCAUUGCCCACUACGAGCAGUCAGCAGACUACUACAAAGGGGAAGAGUCCAACAGCUCUGCCAACAAGUGUUUGCUCAAAGUGGCCGGCUACGCCGCCCAGCUGGAGCAGUACCAGAAGGCCAUUGAGAUCUACGAGCAGGUGGGCACCAACGCGAUGGACAGCCCCCUCCUCAAGUACAGCGCCAAGGAGUACUUCUUCAAGGCCGCGCUCUGCCACUUCUGCAUCGACAUGCUGAACGCCAAGCUGGCCAUCCAGAAAUACGAGGAGCUGUUCCCAGCCUUCUCCGACUCCAGGGAGUGCAAACUGGUGAAGAAACUGCUCGACGCCCACGAAGAGCAGAACGUCGACAGCUACACCGAUUCGGUGAAAGAGUACGACUCGAUUUCGCGGCUGGACCAGUGGCUGACCACCAUGCUUCUGCGGAUCAAGAAGACCAUCCAGGGCGAGGAGGAGGACCUGCGUUAGCCCCCCGCCACCUCCCCCCCUCCCCCGGGUGCUGCACCCUCUCGGUUUCGCCAGGCCGGCCACGGGGUGCCCGGCUCAUGCUCCCCGGGGGGUGGAGGG
Molecule: messenger RNA, 1058 nt
Organism: Ornithorhynchus anatinus (platypus)
Lineage: Eukaryota; Metazoa; Chordata; Mammalia; Monotremata; Ornithorhynchidae
Gene: NAPA
Product: NSF attachment protein alpha
Biological process (GO): intracellular protein transport; SNARE complex disassembly; regulation of synaptic vesicle priming
Cellular component (GO): synaptobrevin 2-SNAP-25-syntaxin-1a complex; vacuolar membrane; terminal bouton
Molecular function (GO): soluble NSF attachment protein activity; syntaxin binding
Source: RefSeq, a predicted model, not a curated record